Tarenaya hassleriana is the source of this 2213-nucleotide messenger RNA. RefSeq names its product vacuolar-sorting receptor 6. The record is from RefSeq and is a predicted model, not a curated record. Gene Ontology annotation, molecular function: calcium ion binding. NCBI's taxonomy places the organism in Eukaryota, Viridiplantae, Streptophyta, Magnoliopsida, Brassicales, Cleomaceae.
CUUCACUUUCCCGGGAAACAAACAGAAAAAACCCCAGAUAUAAAACUGAAAUCGGAGUGUAACCCAUUGCCCUGACUCCGUUUUCGUGUCGGAAACAAUGGCUCCGACCAAGAAAGGAGCCACCUUUCCUCUGUUCCUGGCGUUGACCGCCAUGAUAAUCAACGGAGCUUUCUCGAGAUUCGUCGUGGAGAAGAGCAGCGUCGCCGUGCUGAAUCCGUUGGCGAGGGCGAAGCCCGCCCCCGCCAUAGCUAACUUCGGCGUCCCAAACUACGGCGGUUUCGUGAUCGGCUCCGUCGUCUACGCCGGCGAGGGAUCGUACGGAUGCGCCUCUUUCGAUAAGGCCUUCAAGCCGAAGUUUCCUCGCCCCACUAUCUUGCUUAUCGACCGUGGAGAUUGCUACUUCGCCUUGAAGGUUUGGAACGGGCAAAAAUCCGGGGCAGCAGCCGUUCUUGUGGCUGAUAACAUUGACGAGCCGCUGAUAACGAUGGAUUCUCCCGAGGAGUCCAAAGAAGCAGACGAGUUCAUCGAGAAAAUCAGCAUUCCGUCGGCUUUAGUCCAGCGUUCGUUCGGCGAUAGCCUGAAGGAAUCCCUUAAGAAAGGCGAAGAAGUCGUCCUCAAGAUAGAUUGGAGCGAAUCGUUACCUCAUCCAGACGAGAGAGUCGAGUAUGAGCUCUGGACCAAUACCAACGACGAAUGCGGCCCACGCUGCGAUGAACAGAUGAAUUUCGUCAAGAACUUCAAAGGGCACGCUCAGAUUCUCGAGAAACUCGGAUACACGUUAUUCACACCGCAUUACAUCACGUGGUUUUGCCCCGAGGCCUUUAUUCUCAGUAGCCAGUGUAAGUCUCAGUGUAUAAACCGAGGGAGGUAUUGUGCUCCUGAUCCUGAACAAGACUUUGGCAAUGGAUACGACGGGAAAGAUAUCGUGUACGAGAAUCUGAGACAGUUGUGCGUUCAUAGAGUUGCCAAAGAGAGUAACCGCUCGUGGGUAUGGUGGGAUUUCGUUACGGAUUUUCACAUCAGAUGUUCGAUGAAGGAGAAGAAAUACAGCAAAGAAUGCGCAGAGACUGUCGUUGAAUCUCUCGGUUUGCCGCUUGGCAAGAUCAAGAAAUGCAUGGGCGAUCCCGAUGCCGAUGUUGAGAAUGAAGUUCUGAAAACCGAGCAGCAGCUUCAGGUGGGCCGAGGAGAACGUGGCGAUGUCACCAUCUUGCCGACCUUGGUAAUCAACGAUGCUCAAUAUCGUGGUAAACUUGACAGAACAGCUGUUCUAAAGGCUAUAUGUUCGGGAUUCAAGGAAAGAACCGAACCCUCCAUAUGUUUAAGCGGAGACAUCGAGACGAAUGAAUGCCUCGAAAGUAACGGAGGGUGUUGGUACGAUAAGGGAGCUAACAUAACAGCUUGUAAGGACACAUUCAGGGGAAGAGUUUGCGAAUGCCCUGUCGUGAACGGUGUGCAAUACAAAGGAGAUGGCUAUUCAACGUGCGAGCCUUACGGGCCGUCGAGAUGUUCGAUGAACAACGGAGGCUGCUGGUCUGAAACCCGAAAGGGCGUAACUUUCUCUGCUUGUUCAAACUCCGAUGUAUCGGGAUGCCGUUGCCCGCCCGGGUUCCACGGAGACGGUCUGAGAUGUGAAGAUACCGAUGAAUGUAAGGAAAGAUCGGCGUGCCAAUGUGAAGGCUGCAAGUGUAAGAACACAUGGGGGGGAUAUGAAUGCAAGUGCUCAGGCAAUCGUCUCUACAUGAAAGAGCAAGACACUUGUAUCGAGAGAAGCGGAUCAAGGACCGCCCGGUUCUUCGCAUUCGUUGUCCUGGCAGCCAUCGGAGGGAUCUGCGUAGCCGGUUACAUGUUCUACAAGUACAGGCUCAGGUCAUACAUGGAUUCAGAGAUCGUGGCGAUCAUGUCUCAGUACAUGCCUCUCGAGAGCCAGAACACGGCCGAUUCUUUGACCGAGGCCCAGCCCUCGAGACAACACCCUGCAGUCUAAGUUACGGAAGAUGGGGGACACGGCUGAGUACCGAUAUAUAUAUAUAUAUAUACACACACUUCUCCGAGUUUCACUGCUGAGAAUGGGUUAUGAGCUGCAGGGAAAAACGAUUUUUUUUUUUUUUUUUUUUUUUUACAGAAGAAGAACUGGUGGAUGGUUUUCAUUUGGACAACUCUUUCAUGCUUGUAGAUAGAGAUAUAUAUGUUCAAGAUUAGUUCUUAGAUUUGAA